GCGCGGGAGUACGAUGACAGUGCUGCCGGCCUUGAUGGCUGGACAGGGUCAGAAAUCAGAACUUGGCCUUGCGCAGCUUGGCAGGCUUUCUCCAUUCUGCUUUCGCGAUGGAGUGCCCGGGGCCAGUUCCCGAGCGCAUGGCAGGCUGUCCGUCAAGUCCACUUACCCAAAACGGAGGCUGAGCCUAACUCCGGUGAGUGUGCUGCCAAAGACAUGCGUCCCAUCGCCAUCAUGUCCAUCCUGUGGAGGGUUGUCUCCUCGACCGUUGCGUCAGGCCAAGAGACCACCGCGUGGGCUUCUGCAGUACUCCAUGAGGACCAAUACGGAGGAUCCGAGGGCGACAGUUGCGCCAAGGCAUGGUGGCCCUGGCCUGCGGCCGGCCAGCAAGCAGUGCGCGCGGCCGCCUUGGGGCACCUCCUUGCAGCCUCCACGCGCAUACUCGGCGUAGAUUUUUACACGCCGGGAGCCCCUGAAGGGGAAGCAACCGUAAAGAGAAUGGAAGCAGCCCUCGCUAUGGGCAAGAAGCUCUGCAACAGGCUCCUACCAGUUGAUAUCAGGCGCGAUCUGUGGCGCACGCGCAUAGUGCCCAAAGCAGCGUGGGGUCACUUGUUCCGGGGUAUCAGCGAGGGACCGAACAGCAGCUUGGCCGUGCACGGCUUCCUAGCGCAGGUCGGAUGGACCAUGACGGAGCCUUUCCGGUGGAGCAGGGGCGUGGAGGGAACAGUUGUUCGGGACUUGUAUCAGCGGGGCGAUUCCUCUGCCAAAGCUGUGAUGAUAGGAGCUGCGCACAGCACUGCAUUCUAUCAGAAGCGCAAGUACGACAUUGUCAAUGCGGAAGCACCUGCGGCAUGCGGUUGGGAUGGCCGGACAUACAGGACAAAGCAGCAUUUGAGAGAGUCAUCCGCUGGCUCGGGCAUGUGCGUGAAACAGUCCGCGAACAGCUCUAGCGGCGUUGAGAUAGGGGCUGAGAACAGCUUGAGGGCUGAGCUUGCGCCCAGCGAAGGCUGGGUGGUGGGUGUGGAGAGAAGGGACGACGUCUUCCGCGUCUUUGGCGGCGACAAGAUCGAAAGCCUAAUGGAUCGGUUCCGCCUUGGAGACCAAAUUCCGCUGCAGAGCCCCAUUGUCAAUGACACUCUGGACCGAGUGCAGAAAGCAGUGGAGGAGUUCUUCAAGAAGACGCGCACCACUCUCUUCGAGUUUGACAAGGUCAUUUCUAAGCAGCGCGAGCUCACAUACUCGACCCGCAAGGAGUUCCUGGCCAAUGAUGAUGCCAGCGUCAUGAAACUAAUCGAGGAGUGGGGCAAGGAUGCUGUGAAAUUCCACAUUGAGCAGGUGACAGGCAAGACUCCUGAAGAAGACAAGACUCCCGAAGAGAAGGAAACGGAGUUCAAGGAAUAUUUUG
This is a messenger RNA of Symbiodinium pilosum, 1402 nucleotides long. NCBI's taxonomy places the organism in Eukaryota, Dinophyceae, Suessiales, Symbiodiniaceae. The record is from the annotation of a GenBank genome assembly.